AUGGAUCUGAGGGAGAUCCUGGCUGGGGGAGGCAGUGUCACGGAAAUCAAAGCAUCCGAGCCGAAACCCCCGUCCCGCUCCAAAAGCUCCGACUGCUUCGUCCCGCCUCCCAGGAGGGAGGGGCGUGGCCCGGGGGUGGGGGGUGUGGACGGGGCGGAGGGGAAGGCGGUCGCCUGCAGGGGUGUCCCGAAACGCUCCUUCAGCUUCUCGGACCGGGCGAUCUGCGCCAGGGAGAACGGAGGGCAAGGGGAGUGGGCGGGGCCAAAACAGCAGGGUCGCCGCGGCGACGGCCCAGGGACGAGCAGGGGUGGGGACUGCCCCAAUGAUGAGAGGGAGGGGGCGGAGCACCAUGAGGGGGAGGGGCCAGAAGGGGCCGCAGGGGCGGAGCCUAAAAAAGAGGUAAAGGGAGUUGGGGGGAGAGAGGUAGAGGAAGGGAGUGGAGGAGGAGGAGGAGGAGGAGGAGAAACAGGGGGAGAGAAGGAGGAGGGCUUCACCCUGGCCUCCCUCAGAAACGUGGAGGGUGUCGGGUUCGCCCGGAGGCUCCUGGUGCGGCAGGAAGCGAGGGAGAGGGAGAGGAUGCUGGGAAAGGGCAGGGAGGACUGGAGGACUGAGGGAGAGGAGGAAGCAGCUCCAGGAAGGAGGGGGGACGGAGGAGAGGAGAAGACGCCCUUUUGCCCAAACGCCAUGGACAGCCCCCCCAUCGUUCCCAUCACCCCCAUCGCCCUGGCAGAGCACCCGACCCACAGGCCCAGAGACCCCCCCGCGGGGGGCACGGAAGAGAGGGAGAGAGGGAGCGAGGCCGGGUGUGUGCCCAGGGCAGAGGUCCACAUACCCAGGGUGCACUUCUACGGGGAGGAGACCACACUGGGGGCGGGGCCGGGGGCAGGCUCAUUACUCCCGAGUGAGGGAGGAGGGGAGGGAGGGAAAGAGGUGGAGCGGACGGAGGGCUGGAGGGCAGGGCGACCUUUGACCCGCAUCGAGUCACUGCGCGAAAAGAUCAGGCAGAGAGAGAGGGAGCGGGAAAGAGAGAAAAAGAGGGAAGGGGGAGAAGUGGAAAAGAGCGGGACAGGAGAGGGAGAAGCAGAAAAAGAGGAAAGGGAGGGAGAGAGGAGGCUGCAGGCUGGAGAGGGAGAAGGAGAAGUGGAGGAAGGGGGGAUGGUGGAGGAGGAACGGGUAGAGCCGCUCCGCCACGUCACGCAGGAACAGGAAGUGGCCGUGCCGAAACCCGGGCCCCGACUUCCUGCCUCAGUAGAGAGAGCAGCGUUCUCGAGCGAAGCAGCAGCAGCAGCAGCAGCGGGAGAGAGAAGCUCCGCACCACCGCCGUCUCCGGGAGUCCAGGGACCGGCAGGAGAACAGGUACAGGGGGCAGCGGCUGACGGGAGCCCCCAGGACUCUGCGGAAGAAACGGAGAGAGAAAGUGAGGGCGACGGAGGAGAGAGGGACCGCCAGCCGCGCUACCUGCCUCCCUCUCUCUCCCCCUCCCCCGCGCGCUCUCUCUCUCCGCCCUCGCUCGUCCACAUGAGCCGCAUCUACAGCUUCGCCGCGGCCGGCUGCCGGGGCGCCGCUUCCUACGGCGGCCGGAGGGCGGAGCCUGUGGGACGGGGGGCGGAGCCAGAAGAGGAAGGGGUGGGGCCAGGAGCCGCAGGGCAGGGGGCGGUGCAGGCGGGGUCUGGGGGGGGCGUGGCCGCCGUGCAGAAACAGGUGGAGCUGCUGCACCUGAGGGAGCAGGAGGGGGGGAGAGCCCCACUCCAUCCCGGCCGAAAGGGCAGAGGAGAGGCGCAGCCCGCACCCCACGCGCACAGGACGUCCCAGAACCCCCCGCAGACGCAGCUGCACAGCCGGGGGACGCAGCCCAGGCAGCCCGCCCCACUCAGCCAGCCUCAACCCCCCCGGUCUUUCACCGUCACCCCCCGGCCCGAGCCCCCUUCACCCAAAAACCCCCCGCAGGCCGCCCCCACCGGCCCCUCGCCCCCCCUCUUUUCCCUCAGGACCUCUGGGGGCACCCAGGGCAAAAGGGGCAACACCAUCACUAUCACCCCCCGCAAGACCCCCGCUGGCCCGGGGGCAGUCAGGACGGGGCCCGCCCCCAGCCCCGCCCCCGCCCCCACGCCCAACGGGACGGCCGCAGCACCCGGGGACGGGGGCAGGAAGAGGUACCCCACGGCAGAGGAGAUCCAGGUGAUCGGGGGGUACGAGCGACUGGACAGGUCCUGCCUGGUGAAGCAGAGCCGGAGGCACAAGGGGGUGAAGGUGUGCUUUGACGAGACGCAGCUGGAGCGGUUUUGUGAGUACCCGUCAGAGAGCUCUAUGAUGGCCUGCUUCCCCUGCCCCGCCCAACCGAACCCGGAGAGGGAGAACCGGGCCAGAGAGGGGGAGGAUGACGAGGAAGACGAGGAGGAAGAGGGAGGCGUGUUCACAUCCGGGAGCGUCAGGAUAACAGGGCCAGAAGCGAGCCGAAUGCUGAGAGUGGAUGAAUCAUGCCGUCGAUGAGAGGGCAAUCACCUUGCAAAUUUCCUCAGAAGAAAUUAACUUCUCCUAAAAAUAUGGGUCUUUCGUCUAAAUCUCAUAUGUAUUGGCUAUACAGCGUCUGUGGGUGAAGCUCACAGGCACUUUCAGUUGCUUUCUGAUUUCAACCAAUUACAGUGUUUAUAUCAUAAUAUGCAGGAUAUUUACCUCGAAAAUAUCAUAAAAUAACCAUGCUCAGUCAUAUCUGUGAUGCACUGCCAGUUUCUGUCUUUACACACUUUUGCCAAAUUUGCGCACCUUUAACAGUAUUUGUUAUUCCAUAAUGUGUUUGGGAUGUUUCUUUGGUGUGGCACUCUUUUCUGUGUGUGGAGGGGUGGGCGUGGCUACAGAGCCUGUGGGACCAGCGGAUUGUUUGUUGCUAGCUAGCUAGCAGCUCCAUAGGCCCAGAUACAGCGAAGCACAAAGACAAGCCGAAAGAACUACGGUUAACUUUGGAAUCGCUUUUCCUCGGUGGCGUCAGCUGAAGUUCACCACGGAGAUGAAAAGUGAUGCGGAGUUGGCUUGUUUUCUGUUGAACCUGUUAGUAACUAGCUACCCAUCUGGGGUCGCUAGACAUCUGUUUUUUGAUCCACAUGUCUGGUUUUCAAAUUAUUUGGACACGUCCGGUAUAAGUGCAAAAACAGUGUCUCUGCAAUCAGUACCUGCGCCCAUCUGUUUCCGGGUCAAAUGUCAUUUGGACACAUUGACUCCCUCCUGUGUACACUAUGUGUACUUCGGAACAUGGUUUUACGAAUGCAUACAUGCAGGUUACUGGUACAUUAGAUAACUUAGUAGCCUGUAUGUAGCUUUAUUAGCUAUAAAGGUAGCUAACAAUGCUCUGUAGCUAGAUAGCUAGCAAGCUGCUAACCUGCGAGAUGAUAAAGCCACGUUAAAUUUGGUUCCAUUUAUAUCACUCUAUUGUAGCUAUUUGCACUUAGCUGUAACUAAACACGUUUCCUUGCUGAAUAGCUUGAUAGCUAGCCAAGUAGUUAUUGAAAUGAUAGGCUAUUGAUAAUGUCCAGAAAGGGGUCGAUACGUCCAUCCAAUUGACACCAGAGGCAGAAACAGACGGAUGCUGAUUUUGCAGAGAUGCUGUUUUAGCACUUACACCGGUUUAUCAUCCGAAUAACUGAUGGGAGAAAUUUACCAGUAAUUUCUAAUGAAUUUGUGUGUCAGCGACAUGGUUGGGUACUCUGGGGUGAGUGGGCGGGGUUGAAGACAGAAGAGGAGAUUUCUUUGAUUGUACACACAGGACCACAGCAAGGCUAAAAAUCCUGCAUAGUAUGCCUUUAAUACAGUUUGCUGAUUGGCUCAUGUGUCAGAAAUGGUAGCUCUUGAAAGCUCACUCACUUUCCAGGUUUGGUAAAAAACUCAUAAAUAUCAUAAAAUUUAAAUCUGAGCUUCUGUCAGACAAUGGCUUCAGAGUCACAGUGGCUUUUAAAAGAGGUUAUUGAUUUAUUAUCUGUUUAAAUGUGGUCAUGUUUAUUUCCCCUGCUAGACCAUUCACACUUUUUUAUCAGUUCAUUAAAAUUCAUUUUCAUUUCAAUUAAUUUUUUAAAUAAA
Anguilla rostrata (American eel) is the source of this 4068-nucleotide messenger RNA. Its product is annotated as phostensin-like. The record is from RefSeq and is a predicted model, not a curated record. Lineage: Eukaryota; Metazoa; Chordata; Actinopteri; Anguilliformes; Anguillidae. The coding region runs from base 1 to 2490 and encodes 829 amino acids. The transcript has 4 exons. Gene Ontology annotation, molecular function: phosphatase binding.